This is a messenger RNA of Ficedula albicollis (Collared flycatcher), 9377 nucleotides long. RefSeq names its product death inducer-obliterator 1 (gene DIDO1). Gene Ontology annotation, cellular component: nucleus. Bases 514 to 7677 code for a protein of 2387 amino acids. NCBI's taxonomy places the organism in Eukaryota, Metazoa, Chordata, Aves, Passeriformes, Muscicapidae. The record is from RefSeq and is a predicted model, not a curated record. The transcript has 18 exons. Gene Ontology annotation, biological process: apoptotic signaling pathway; DNA-templated transcription.
UCGGUGCGAGCAGCGGUUGUGCGGGAGCUGCGGCCCCGGGAAACGGGCAGGGCACAGCCUGCCGUGUCCCUGUGCGGCCCCGGCCGUUUCCUCGUGUGUUGAUCGGCCCUGGCUCAGGAUUGGUGGUCUCUGCCAAAACACGUAGCGGCUGCUCAGGCGCUGAUGAACCCACUCCGAGGUUUGUAGGUCACCGCAGAAAAAGUAGGAACACAAUGUUGCCAAAAUAGGUUCUUGCGCCCGGUGAACAAGAAGCCAAUCCACACACAGAGUCGAGUCUUUUUGGAAAAUAAGUAUCAGGAGCCUUGGAGAAUCAAGAAUCCUGAAGAAGCAUUACCUUGACACCUGACGUGUCUAUUUUGUGAUGUGCAGAGCUCUGAGGACAGAGGCUUUUUUCCACUAAAAAAAAAGGAGCCAGCAGGAAAAAGAGGAGUGACAGCAUUUGGACCUGCUGACAACUCAGAGAUUCAGUGUGGCUCUUGUGAGUCAGGAAAUUCAGCAUGUGCUGGCUGGAGGAUGCUGAAUGACUCUGAUCCUGUGCUGCCCUCCUCUGGCUCAGCUCUUCAAGGAGAAACCAUUGGAGCCUCUGAUGCUGUGUCAGCAUUUCAGAGUGGAGACACUGUUGCCUGUACUAUGGAACAAGCUGGAAACACAGUGCCAUUAGAGUCUGAACCUAAUACUGACAACAUGGAAAAUAGUUCUCCUGCAUCAGUGUUGGAUGAUAAAGGUGAGCAAAGCAAUGAGGAGGAACAAAAGUCUGUCAAGCCAACAAGUAAAGAGUUCAGGAAAACCUGGGGGUUUCGGAGGACCACCAUUGCCAAGAGAGAGGGUGCAGGAGAUGCUGAUGUGGACUCCAGUGAGCAGCAGCCUCAGCAGCAGCAGCAAGGCAUCAACCUCAGGAGGAGUGGACGGCAGCCAAAGCGCACGGAGAGGGUGGAAGAGUUCCUGACCACGGUGAGGCGCAGGGGGAGGAGGAGCGUUCCCACCACCCUGGAGGAUUCCAGUGAAGCAGCCUCUGGGCCAGCCACUGAUGCUGAAACUGCUUCUGAAGACAGUGUUGAGAGCGCUCCAGAUACCAAACCUGUCACUCGGAGGAUUUGCACCCGGAGCUGUAAAGAGCAGAAAAGCCCUAAAAGUAGACCCACAAAACAGGAAGAGGAAGAAGAGGAGGAGGAGGAGGAGGAAGAGGAAGAUGCUACUUCUGAUAGUGACAGUGAUGGGUUAACACUAAAGGAACUGCAGAAUCGGCUAAGAAAGAAACGUGUUGAGCAGAAACCUCAGCUGGUGUUGAAGGAUGUGCAGAACCACCUGAGGAAAAGGAAUUCAGAGCAAGAUCCUGCCAAAACAGGUGAUGUCACACCUGAGAAACAGGAUGAGUCUGAGGUGCCUGUCAAGCAAGAGCCUGAGACUGCAGACAGCACUGAGAUUGCGAGUCAGGUGGUUGUGUCUGAGGAGGACACUGAAGAUCUCGAGGCUCAGAAGGAGGAGAAGCCUGCCCUUGGUGCAAAGGGGGGCUCAGAUGAGGAGCCUGAAGAGCAGCCCAAAAGCAAACCUGAGUCCGAGAUCUACGACCCAAAUGCCCUGUACUGUAUUUGUCGUCAGCCUCAUAACAACAGGUUUAUGAUUUGUUGUGAUAGAUGUGAGGAAUGGUUUCAUGGUGACUGCGUGGGUAUUUCUGAGGCUCGAGGGCGAUUGUUGGAGAGGAAUGGUGAGGACUAUAUCUGUCCAAACUGCACCAUUCUCCAGGGACAGGAUGAGCCUGUUUCAGAACUAGACCAGCAGGAAGCUAAAGUGGAGCAAGGAAAUGCCGAUGGCACAGAAUUCACAAGCAUAGGAACGAUUGAACAAAAAUCAGUUGAGGACCAAGGAAUCAAGGGUAGGAUUGAAAAAGCUGCAAAUCCAAGUGGAAAGAAAAAACUGAAGAUAUUUCAACCUGUAAUUGAAGCUCCUGGUGCUUCCAAGUGCAUCGGCCCCGGCUGUUUCAACGUGGCCCAGCCUGACUCCGUGUACUGCAGCAAUGACUGCAUCCUCAAACACGCUGCAGCCACCAUGAAGAUCUUGAGUUCUGGCAAAGAUGCAAAACAAAAACCUAAAGAGAAGAUCAAACCAAAAUCUGAAAAGCCUGGCCUACCAAAACCUCAGCAGCAGGUUGGCAUCAAACCAGUUUCAAACCAAAAGAGACAGUUCCCUGAGAAAAGAGAGGUGAAUGUGAAGAAGACUGUUGUGAGCACAGGCAAGACUGAGGCAAACACCCAAGCUCCUGCUCGAGAGCCAGCGGCAGAGCCUGUGACACCGUCCUGGGCCAGCGAUCAUAAUUACAAUGCUGUAAAGCCUGAAAGGACUGCUGCCAUUUCACCUGCACUGUUGUUCAAAUCUCAAAGGGAAGAGAAGAGGAACGAAGAUCGAGCAGAGCCCACAUCAGCACCAAAGAAGGCUGUGGUAUCUGUCAUGGAGAAACAGUCCUCUUCUCUCACCAAAAGUCUGCCUUCAAAGAAGUCCCCAUCCUACUCCAACACAUCAGUAACUAAACCACCACUGAAACCUGCUGGAAGUUUCAAAGGUGUCAUUCCCAAGAAACCUUGGCCUUCGUCAGGCAGUGUUCCUUCCAAACAGUCACCUCUCUCUCAUGGCUCAUCAGUUGCCAAGAAAGCAGCUCCGUCUUCCAGUUUGAGUGGAGGACUCAAAAAGCCUUCACUGUCUUCCAUGCCAGCUGCAGCUGGAAGUAGUCAAGCAAAAGCCUCAGCCAGUCCUGCCCAGUCACAGCCCAACUCUCAGAUUCGACAGAAUAUUCGACGGUCCCUGAAAGAAAUUUUAUGGAAGAGAGUCAAUGACAGCGAUGACCUGGUCAUGACAGAGAGUGAAGUAGGGAAAGUGGCACUCAACAUUGAGAAGGAGAUGUUUAAUUUGUUCCAGGUGACAGACAACAGAUACAAGAGCAAAUACCGUAGCAUCAUGUUCAAUCUCAAGGACCCCAAAAACCAGGGACUUUUCCAUCGUGUCCUUCGUGAGGAAAUCUCCCUGUCAAAACUGGUGAGAAUGAAGCCAGAAGAACUUCUGUCUAAAGAACUGUCUGUGUGGAAAGAGAAACCAGCUAAAGCAAUGGAGUCAAAAAGCAAACCUCACGAAAUCAAGAAAACGGCUGUAAAACGGGAGCAUGUCCCUGCUGUCAAUAUGGAGGAUUCUCCACCAGUGUCUGACUCUGAUGAACAGCAGGAGUCAACCCGAACUGCACCCAAUAUGAACAGUGCUCCUUCACUAGAUGUUUUUAGCAGCAUGUUGAAGGAUACAACAAGUCAGCAUCGAGCCCAUCUUUUCGACCUGAACUGUAAAAUCUGUACAGGUCAGAUUUCAGCAUCAGAAGAUGAGAUACCAGCUAAGAAGGUGAAGACAGGGGCUUCUACUAAGAAGGUGGAAUCGAAAUCAAAGUCAGAAGUGCAGGCCAAGUAUGAAAGUCCUGCAGCAGCCCCGGCAGCAGAGCCCGACAAAGAGCCCGUCACUGAUGACGCAAUGGAAAUUGAUGUUGAACCGGCAGCAGAAACAGUCUCCCAGCCAACCACAGAAAAACCUUACAUUCCUACAAGCCAGAGCCAGAACAGCACAGACUCUGCUGUACCUGAAGAGGUCUCUGCUCUCCCUGCCUCCUGUGCUGGCCCUGUUGUCACAACUGUAACGGUUUCUGGCAGAGACCCCAGGACAGCCGUGAGCAGCUCCUCUGGGACUGUGACCCCGGCUCUGCGCCCUGCGCCCGCAGCUGACAAAGUCUCCACGGGGGAAACCAAACAGGAAACUUCCAAACCAGUUAUGACUGUCCCCAAAUCAAUAUUAACCAAACCCUCUUCCUCACCAGAUCCCAGAUACCUGGCGGUUCAUCAGUCACCCAACAUCAAUGCUUCAGAGCCUCGCUCACCUCAGGACAGCGACACUUCUCUCUUUCUCUCUCGUCUCAACACCAUUUGGAAAGGAUUUAUUAACAUGCAAAGUGUGGCCAAAUUUGUCACUAAAGCAUAUCCAGUCUCCGGGUGCUUUGAUUACCUUAGUGAGGAUUUACCUGACACAAUUCAUAUUGGUGGGAGGAUCUCACCGAAGACAGUCUGGGAUUAUGUUGGCAAACUCAAAUCUUCGCUUUCUAAGGAAUUGUGUUUGAUUCGUUUCCAUCCUGCAACAGAAGAAGAAGAAGUUGCCUAUAUCUCUCUCUACUCCUAUUUUAGCAGUCGUGGUCGUUUUGGUGUUGUAGCUAAUAACAACAGACAUGUCAAGGAUCUCUACCUGAUCCCCCUGAGUUCUAAGGACCCAAUUCCUUCCAAACUCUUGCCCUUUGAGGGACCAGGUCUUGAGUCGUCUCGGCCAAAUUUAAUCCUUGGGUUGGUUAUCUGUCAGAAAGGAAAACGUCCUGCCACUGAGACAGAAAAAAUGGAGGAGAAGCGAAGCAGGAUUCAAGCACAUGAGGAAGCUGAACCAUCGCUGUUCUCCAAAGGGCCUUCAGCUUCACAAGAGAAGAAAACUCCCAAAUACACACUUUAUUCAGGAGACUCCACUGUGAGUACAACACCACCUGGAUCUCCUCCUCCACCUCCACCCCCACUUCCCGUUCCAGACACGUCAGCAGUGACGCCUUCAGUAUUGAAAAUACUGUCGUCCAUUAAAAGUGGCCCCACAGCCACUGUGACCCCACCGAUUUCAACAGCCGCUCCUGCAAGCAGCACUGCCACGCACUCGUCCUCAAAAACCGCCACGCCUCUUGAGCACAUCCUGCAGACCCUCUUUGGGAAAAAGAAAACUUUUGAGCCUCUUGCCAAGGAUUCUGGAACUGUUCAGUCUUCCAGUCAGGAAAGUCAAGCUGCAGCAGAUAGUGGGAUGCCAGCGGUUCCUCUGCUGGAUCCCAUUGUGCAGCAGUUCGGGCAGAUGUCCAAGGACAAAGCCAUAGAAGAGGAGGAGGAUGACAGACCUUAUGAUCCUGAGGAGGAAUAUGGUCCAGAGAAAGCCUUUGAAAUGCAGACUGGUGAAAGUGACAAACGCUACAGUGUGGAAAAGCCAUCUACUACAGCAGAACUAGAGGAUGAGGCCUAUGAUCCAGAGGAUGAAACUAUCUUGGAAGAAGCAAAAGUUACUGUUGAUGAUUUACCCAACAAAAUGUAUACAGACAGUAAAAGUGGUUCUUCAGAAACGUCUGCUUCAUUUGUGUCUGAUUUAUCUGCAUCCUCCUCCUUGGUAGAACAGCAAAAAAUGUUGGAAGAAUUAAACAAACAAAUAGAAGAACAGAAAAGGCAGCUAGAGGAACAAGAAGAAGCUCUCAGACAACAAAGAGCAGCUGUUGGUGUUUCCAUGGCUCACUUUUCAGUGUCUGAUGCUUUAAUGUCACCUCCACCAGCAAAAGCUUCCCUAUUAAAGCCUGAAUUAUUCCAUCAGGACCAGCAAGCUGCACAAAAAGUAGAAUUACCUUCAUCUAUAAAUCAGCAAGCACAAGUUUUAAACCAGGGCUGUGAUCCAAGGCAGAGCAGAGAUCCUCGACAGGCUCGAAGGAUGGCAACAGAGAAUGACAGUUCUGAUUCUCGAAUAAAACCGCAGGUAGUACAGAAUGAGAUAUCCACAAGAGAAGUCACUCCAGCAAGUUUUCCAAAUACUUUGCAGACUUCACUUGGUAAGGAAGAGAAUGCUUUGAUUUCCACUACUCAGCCUGGUUUUACUGCUGAUAAUUGGGUUUCAAGUGAACAGACAUCUGUGGUGCCCCAGAAAGAGACAUCUAACAGCAAAUUUGAACACACCAUUCAAGUUACUUUGGAAAACUUGAGUCAAACAGCUUCUGGAGAUCCUUCUGCUUCCAAACCUAUACGUAAAGUGCUGCUUCCAACACCUCCAAGUACGUCUUUUCAGCCUAAUUUCUCCACAUCAAAUGACAGCCCAUCUUUGCAAGAUAUGCAUCAAGUGUCAUGGCCAAAUGAGUCAAAGGAAGCAAUGGGAAGGGAUUCCUUUUCAAAUACAAUGUUUCCUCAGCAGGAAAAGGCAGCUGGACACUUUGAACCAGAGAUGGGUCUUUCAUCAGUGCAAUAUGAUGAACAAAGAAAUCCUCAGUCUCAUCAGUUUGUAGAACAAACUGAACCCACACCAGUUCAGAGUGAGGGUGGACCUCCCCCACAGCACUUUGAGGAAAACCGAGCGUUUUCUAUGUCUGGGCAGAAAGGGGGACCUCCAAUGAUGCUCAAUGCACCUGGAGGACCUCAUGGACCUAAUUUUAGAGGGUCGGCACCACAGUUCUCUGAAGAGCACGGUUUUCCAAACAAUGAUGGGCAAAGAGGACCUCAGUCUGGAAGAUUUGGAGGUCAAAAGGGUCCCAUUCCUCCCUUAUUUUCUGGACAGCAUGGACCACCUCUUUAUGGUGAUAAUAGGGGCCCUGCCCCUUCUUAUCAUGGUGGUCCAAGAGGAAUGUCACCAUCUCAUUUUGAAGAUCAUAGGGAACCUCACAUGGAACAAAUGGAAUUCUCAGAUUCCCAAUAUGAUGAAAUGAUGGGGCCUCCAGGACAGUUUGAAGGACCAGAUUCCUCUCAGUUUAUGGGAAACAGAGGACCUUCACCUUUUCCUUUUGGAGGUCAAAGACGACCUCCACCAGGUCAGUUUAAAGGACAGAGAGGAGGGCCUCAGUUUGGAGGGCCAAGAGGUCCAGCCCCAGGUCAUUUUGGGGGACCAAGAGGGCCUCACCCAAAUCAAUUUGAAGGGCAGAGAGGUCCAGCUCCAAAUCAUAUGCCUGGUCCAAGGGGACUUUUGCCACAGCCAUAUGAAGAACGGAGAGGGAGCCCACCACCCAGAUUUUCCAACCAGAGAGGUCCAGGACCACAUCAGUUUGGAGGACCAAGAGGAGGCACACCUCCAAUGUUUCCGGAAGAAGAUGAACCUCCUUCUAGAUUUCAUUACCAGGGUCAGUCACCACAAGGUAUGAAACCACCCCCAAGACCACUCCUGGAUCUUCCAAGCCAUCCACCAUCUCACAGAAAAGAGAUGUGGGAGGAAGGUGGACCAUCUCUUUCCAAUAUGUCUGGGCCAGGACCUGAGUCAGAAGGACAGUGGUCCACAUCUGACUUCCGAGAAGGCAAAAAUCCUGACUACAGAGGCCAGACAUUUGAAGGGAGACAGAGAGAGAGAUAUGAGGGAGGAAAUAAAGACAAGGGUUUGGAUCAGCCAGAGCCUCACCAAGCAGAUAAUCGCCAAGGUAGAGGCUUUGAGGAAAGACGAAGGGACCGAGAACAUGGCAGACCUUGGGAGAGAGACCGUGGCAGAAACUGGGGCAGAGACAGGGACUGGGAGAGACACAGAGACAAGGAAUGGGAUAAAAAUAGAGAUAGGAGCCAAAAUAGAGACAAGGAUUCGGAGCGGGCUAAGGACUGGGAAAGAAGCAGAGACCGAGAUAGGACAAGAAACAGAGAGAGGGACUCUUACAGAAGACGUGACAGGGAGCGAUCGAGAAGCAGAGACAGGGAUCGCGACAGGGACAAAGACAGGGACCGGGAUCGAAGCCGGGAAAAGGAACGGGAUCGAGACAGAGACAGAGAUCGCGACAGGGAAAGAGGGAAAGAUCGCAAAGACAGGAGUAAGAGUAAGGAAAUUGGUAAAGAGACGAAGCCAGAGACACCGAAGGAAACUCAGAAACCAGUGGAAACUGAAGCUUCAUCUUCCAGCAAUCAGUCAUAGAAGUGUGACUGAUAUUUCCCACAAAUAAUACACUUUUGCAACACAGCAAGGACUGCACAUCUGUAAAUACUGUAUAUAUUCUCCUUUUAAAAAAUUCUGUUGUAAAACUAGCCUUACCCGAUGUACUGACAAAUAAGCAAUUUUUGAACAACUGUGAAUGAAAAUAAUCAGAUAGAUGAAAAGCAAGAACAUAUUGGACUUUCACUUGCUGCAUUUUGUGCAUAAUGUUUUUCUUAUAAAAAUUCACAACGUUACCUGUACUGAGAUUUUGUUUUUUCUACUUGCAUCUUUAUCUUAAAGUUUCCAUUUACAGUACAGAAAUGGAAAAAGACUAAGAAGAGCAUAUUGCUUUUUAAGAUUAUAAAGUUAUGUUUUCCAGUAACUUGAAUUGUAAUUUUAUAGGAAAAUUUAAUCCAGACCUGAGGAGCCAUACCUUUACAUCUCAUUUACGUGAUAUUUUGGUGUCAAAAUUGUUCCUACAGCACACACUAGAAAUGUUGGUGUCAUGUUUCUUUUACAAUGGAAGGAUCAUUUGUUUAAGAAAAGGUUGCAAAAGUACAGUGUUAAUAAUUACUUGUGACUGAUGGAGGAUUUGAAAAUGGAAUGUUAUAAGCUUAAAGUGCACUAUCUUCCUUUUCUACACAUGUAUUUUGGGUCUGGAAUCCACCUGUUAAGUGUACAGCAAAGAAACAAGUCAUACUUAGUUAUUUUCCAUGAGGUUUUAAAUAUCCCAUGUUUACAAACCUGUCAUUAAAGAAAAUACAAGAGUAGCACCUUUAUAACCAGCAAAACUUACAAAAGCAUCAGACAUUUAUUUCAAAAAGUGGUAAACCAAAGGAAGGAAGAGCAUUUGGUUAAAUAGGCCACUAAAUCUGUUACUUCGAUGGAACUGAUUUAGUGGAGCAUUUUUUGGUUUUGUUUAGGUUUUGCAGAAUUUUUCCACUGAUAUAAGAAAUGUCCCAAUUUGAUUGAACUUUUCAUUAUAGAAGUGCUCUUUCAUUCUAAAAGGGCUCUUGAAAAAUAAAUUAUACUGUUCUUUUGUUAGGCCCUACUUAGGCUGGCAGUGUAUAUAAAACUCCACUGAAAAAGAUACAGCUGCAUUAAAGUUUGAAUUAUGGUGGUACAUCAUGUUGUGAUGGAAGAAGGACAUUUUUCGUGGUGAAAUACAUCACAGUGCUACUUCCCAUGUAGUCCUCAAGCAUGGAAUUCUAAAGUGUGAAAUAAAACCCCACUAGUUUAUUUGAAUGUGUAAAUUAACCUCUGGGUAAAUAUUUUGAUAUUUUGCUAAAAUAGAUUUGGAAAUGUAAAAUUAGAUUCCUGUAAACAUUUUGCAUCUUGAGGACUAUAUUACAGGUAGCAUGUGUGUCACCACAGUCACAUUGGUGCAUCCUUGAGGUCCUUGUACAUCCAGGAUUUGCUGGCUGAAGUGAUCAUCUGUGUCUUGAGGGAAAACGGUAACACACAAAGAAAUCCUAUUAAAUGCAAACAUCAACUACGGUGUAUGAUUUUUUUUCUUAAUGAGAUGUUUCUAAUUUAAAGACAUACAUAAAAGUAUGCAAAAUGUGUGUUUGUUUAGGUUUACUUGAUAGAAAUUUCUGUAAAUUGUAUUUUAUAUGGCAAAAUAUAUCACUGUACAUUAAAAUAUGGGACUUCACAGGUUUUUGUUACUGUAAGUAGAAUAAACACCUACAGAGAGCUGU